UGCUCAGCAUAAUGUCGCGAUCAUAUCGGUGAAGAAGUUGCGCUGACCUAGCGACAGGGAAGGGCUUUGGUGCAGUCGGCCACCGGAUUAGCUGGACAAUAAUGUCUGAGGCUCCUCUCACCAAUAUUCAAUACUUGUAGAGUUGCGUCCCUUCAUUUAUAUAUGCUGAACAGCGUAUACAGAUCCCAAAGUCGCAUGUAGGACUUGAAGUUCGGAGUCGUUACAACUGAAGAUGUCUGAAGAGGAAACUUUGUCAAACGUCUCAGUCCAGCCUGGUUCCUGCGUUCCCCCAACUGAUCACGUGGAGGGAUGCUGUGACAUCACUGUAACCAGGGACUUUUGGGGCUUCCUAGAAGAUGGAUAUGACCGUUCAGAGAGAUGUCACCAGGUGCCCUUAAUACGCUGUGACUGGACGAGUGCUGAGAGCACGAACCGUCAGGUUACACAUACGACACGAUGGAAGCUUCAUGUCUGUGCACCGAACGCUCAACAUACAGACGAAAGAGAAGUUUUACGACUUAUAGGGUGUGACACCUUCACCCAUCUACAUCACUUUGCAGACAGGCUGUGGAAGGAGCAUGACACUGAACUGCUUUAUAUUCAACGUGGUUUGAUAUUUGUAUUCCAGCACAGACAGUAUUCUAAGAACAAAAUGGAUGAAUUGAAGCGAAAUAUACUGAUGCUGUUUCAGCAUCUCAUCAAUCGACCCGCCGCAAACAGCAACUUUGAUGUUUCGCUGGAUGUGCUUGAAGAAAAGAGCGGCUCUGACAAGAACGGAACGUCAUCGCUAUCAAGCUCAGAGCUGCAACUACAAAGAAUUGAAGUGCGACUUCAAGAACAAAUGUCUGGCCACAUUAGAAACAUGGAGAACGUUGUCUGCACGAUGAUUCAGAAACAUCAAACAUAUAUGGAAGGCAAACUCCAGAAUAUCGCAUUGGCUGUAAGUUCACAACGAGAUACGACAAACAUGCAAAAAACAGUUCAACGUGAACGUGACAUAACACCAGGGUCUACUGAACAGGAUUCUCAUGUCCAUGGCGCUAACACCACACUGGAAGAACCUUUCACACCAGGGGGCACACCUGUUGAUGAUAAGCAGGAAGUUCCUGAAACCACAGAAAUCUAUCCAGACGCUGACGUUACCGUUGAGGGUAACGACAAGGUGUUAGAAGAAAUUCCCGGCUCUCCUAUCAUGGGUCAAACCACUGUACCAACGACAGUCAGUGAUGACACAUUGAACGGGGAUACAUCAGUGCUAAGUUUGCAGACUAUUCAGCAAACCACAUCAAGUGAAAUAAUUAGCAAGAACUAUUACGAAGCUCAACAACUGCUCUCAACUCUGAACAUUACUCUUGACGGAUGGAAAAGACUGACAGAGUCAACUGCACUGGCCCUGGAAGUUGCACACCCUUCACCACCAAGAACUAAUGCUGCCGUCACAGUAUUGUGUGUUGAUGUUUCCGAAAGUGUUGGAGAAAGCGGCCUGGGAGAACUGAAGGAGUUUGCCAAUAGGUUUAUCGAUGGUAUAGAGACGACGGCUGAGCAGCACGGUCUGGAGGAGAACAUCGGCGUGGUGGCAAUGGGCGGAGAUGUGUCGGUCGUCCAGGAGAUUACAAAUGACUAUGGAAGGGUCAGGGAUACAAUAGAUGACUUGGUUCUUCGAGGAACGAGUCCCAUAUUUGAGGCUAUCGUUGUUUCCGUGGCAUCUAUCAGGAACAGAGCGGGUGUUCUCAGGAUCGGCGGCAUUCACAACGUCAAGCCACGGAUUAUUUUCCUCACGGAUGGUUUUGCAACCAAUGAACAUCAGUCAGAUGGACCAGACACGGCCAUCCAAGAUUCUAACUUGAAGGUCCAGAUUGUCCGCCUAACAACUGUGUUGGCACGGGAGAAGAGUCAUACGGUUCCACUUUUGUGGGUACCGGUGGGGAAUGCUGACAAGUCGUUUCUGUCCUCGUUGGCGAGACUGGGAAAUCAAGAAUUGGUCGAAGGGAAGGACAUUCACAGUCUGUGUAACCGUUACAGAUUACAGGAUACGAUCGCUAAAAUCUACAUAUGCCUGGAAAAGACCUUUUCUAAGGACAAAGAGGGAAUAGAACGCAACAUUGAUGCAGUAGCUGGGGCAUUCAUGGGUGACAUGACUCACGAAGAGAAGGUUACCGUUAUCCAAGCAGUGAAAGAAAAGAUACAGACGAAGGACACCAAACUACCCGAUGAUGGUCCAAGUGAUUAUGACAAUGUCUUAGAACGAAAGGGGUUACCUCCCCUUGGGUCCAGAGUGAUACGGGGCCCUGACUGGAAGUAUGGGGACCAGGAUGUGGAAGGGCCUGGAACCGUAGUCAAUCAUGCAAAUGAUCACCAGUUUUUGUGGGUGCAAUGGGAUCUUAGCUGCGGCAACUGUAGGUACCGAUAUGGAUAUGAGGAACACUUCGACGUUCUCCUUAUCGACCAACCACGACGUCUGGCGACACACGAACUGAUUGAGAUAGGUGUAAAGGUCAAGAGAGGAGUUAACUGGUCAUAUGCAAACCAAGAUGGGGGUCCUGACGGACGCGGGAUAGUAAUACGAAAACGGAAGGAUGGGAGAGUGAAAGUGAGGUGGGACAAUGGUCACAUAAACACCUACUAUUUUGGAGGCCAUGGGAAAUUUGACCUCGAAGUCAGUACGGAGGAAGACGAAUUAUCUGCGAUAAUUGCUGCAUCCUUAGAAGAAACAGCAUCUCCUCCAAGAGAACAUCAGGAUGAAGACAUCAGGAGAUCGCUGCAGACAGACGGCAGACCGUACAUGGUCUGGCAGUGGAAGGACGACGAUGGGAACUGGAGGUUAUACACACAGAAGCAGAUAGAAAAGUUGGAGAGGGAAUACGUUCGGAAAUCUGCCAGGUCAUGCGUUCUACAAAAAGGUGGUCAGAGUUUUCGUGUCACAUUCAAAGAACCGAUGUCACAAAAGUCAUCCGAAGAUGGGAGAAGAUGUGAAGUUCAAAGACUCGCUGUGGGUGCUGAGGACCGUGACCAGCUCAUCUGUCAAACAUCCGCUGUGGAAGACGUGGGAUGGAUGUGGAUGGAAGGGGACCAUGGGCAGCAGUAGUAGUGAUGAACUGAACAGUGGAUGUAUACAUGCUGCAUAUGUACAUGUGGUGAACAGUGGAUGUAUACAUGCUGCAUAUGUACAUGUGGCGAACAGUGGAUGUAUACAUGCUGCAUAUGUACAUGUGGUGAACAGUGGAUGUAUACAUGCUGCAUAUGUACAUGUGGUGAACAGUGGAUGUAUACAUGCUGCAUAUGUACAUGUGGUGAACAGUGGAUGUAUACAUGCUGCAUAUGUACAUGUGGUGAACAGUGGAUGUAUACAUGCUGCAUAUGUACAUGUGGCGAACAGAGGAUGUAUACAUGCUGCAUAUGUACAUGUGGUGAACAGUGGAUGUAUACAUGCUGUAUAUGUACAUGUGGUGAACAGUGGAUGUAUACAUGCUGCAUAUGUACAUGUGGUGAACAGUGGAUGUAUACAUGCUGCAUAUGUACAUGUGGCGAACAGAGGAUGUAUACAUGCUGCAUAUGUACAUGUGGUGAACAGUGGAUGUAUACAUGCUGCAUAUGUACAUGUGGUGAACAGUGGAUGUAUACAUGCUGCAUAUGUACAUGUGGUGAACAGUGGAUGUAUAC
Molecule: messenger RNA, 3660 nt
Organism: Haliotis rufescens (red abalone)
Lineage: Eukaryota; Metazoa; Mollusca; Gastropoda; Lepetellida; Haliotidae
Exons: 24
Coding region: 233-3085 (950 amino acids)
Biological process (GO): protein ubiquitination
Molecular function (GO): metal ion binding; ubiquitin-protein transferase activity
Source: RefSeq, a predicted model, not a curated record